AUGUUACCAUCACAAACACAUCUCAGGAGGAAAAGAUUUCAUGCGUGGGAAUAUUUAGAACAUGAUUUUCCAUCGGAUAUUCUUGAUUUUACAAAUGAACAAUUACCUAGUGGAUUUGAAUAUUUAAAACAAGAUAAUUAUUUCUUUUCGGAAUUUGAUAUGGCUUUUCCGAGUGGAAUUAGUGAUGAAAGUUUACCUAAUGAUAUACCAGACCAACUAUUUGAUGGAAUUAAUUUAUGUGAGGAAUUGUGGGAAAACACUCUUCUUUGUCAACUAAAGAAAAAGUAUGAUAAAUUUUGUCAAAAGGAUAUUGCUGCCUUUUUGAAAUGUAAAUUAAAGAGAGACCAUCAGAUUAGAAUUAGAGCGAUUGAAUUUGAAACAUUCAAAAUGACACAAGAAAGUCAAAGUGAAAUUUCUAAACGAAAGGAGCUAGUAGAUAAAAAGAUUACUCAAGUUGAAAAUCAAUUGGCAAAUUCAAUCAAGCCACCUUAUAGAGAUGUCUGCCAAGAACAAUUACAUUUAAAUGAUUUACAAUUUUUAGAAUUGAGAAAAUAUUACAUUGAAAAGUCUCUGAAAUCAGAUUAG
Molecule: messenger RNA, 585 nt
Organism: Naegleria gruberi
Lineage: Eukaryota; Heterolobosea; Eutetramitea; Acrasida; Naegleriidae
Exons: 1
Coding region: 1-585 (194 amino acids)
Source: RefSeq, a predicted model, not a curated record